Molecule: messenger RNA, 4958 nt
Organism: Onychostoma macrolepis
Lineage: Eukaryota; Metazoa; Chordata; Actinopteri; Cypriniformes; Cyprinidae
Gene: sema3ab
Product: sema domain, immunoglobulin domain (Ig), short basic domain, secreted, (semaphorin) 3Ab
Exons: 18
Coding region: 285-2627 (780 amino acids)
Biological process (GO): negative chemotaxis; positive regulation of neuron migration; semaphorin-plexin signaling pathway
Molecular function (GO): neuropilin binding; chemorepellent activity; semaphorin receptor binding
Source: RefSeq, a predicted model, not a curated record
AGUGUUUACAGUCCGCCGUUCUUCUGGGUUUAUGAAGAGGGCAUUCACACCUAAUGCCGUGUGGCACAUGUCUGCAAGCAUUGAGCUUCUCACUGCUGAUCAAAGAUACCUGAAGGGCUUCUCUCCAUUCAGUCUUAAUGAGGUUUUAACGGAUCCAUACCUUCUGCUGCUGCCCGCUUGGAGAUGGUCUGCAUAAAUUCUGAUGUGGCGUUCCGAAGGACUGGAUUGCUGAACGAAACACUGUUUACCAGAGGCCAGUGGACUGCACACAGGCAGGGGUGAAAAUGGACUACCUGUGGGGGAUUGUACUGCUGCUGUGGACGCUCGGCGCGCCGGAGAGAGGAGCCGACGCUCAGAGGAGCAAGAACAACGUACCCCGGCUCAAACUCUCGUAUAAAGAAAUGUUGGAAUCCAACAACCUGCUCACUUUCAACGGAUUGGCCAACAGCUCUGCCUAUCACAACUUUUUAUUGGACGAGGAGAGAGGUCGGCUGUUUGUGGGGACCAAAGACCAUGUGCUAUCCUUCAACUUGGUGGACAUCAAUCUGGACAUGCAACUGAUAUCCUGGCCUCCUUCACCUUCUCGACGAGAUGAAUGCAAGUGGGCUGGGAAGGACGUCCAGAAGGAGUGCUCAAACUUCAUAAAGGUUCUGCAGCCGUUUAAUCAGACGCACUUGUAUGUGUGUGGAACAGGAGCCUUCCAUCCCGUCUGUGCUUAUGUGGAAGUGGGCAAACGCCCAGAGGACAACAUCUUUCGGCUAGGGUCAUCAAGUUUUGAGAAUGGCCGUGGAAAGAGUCCCUAUGACCCCAAACUGCUGACUGCUUCCAUGCUGAUCGAUGGGGAACUUUAUGCUGGGACAUCAGCUGACUUCAUGGGCCGGGACUUUGCCAUUUUCCGAACGUUAGGCAAGCACCAUCCAAUCAGAACGGAGCAGCACGACUCCAGAUGGCUCAAUGACCCCAGAUUUAUCAGUGUGCAUCUCAUCCCAGAGAGUGACAACCCUGAGGACGACAAGAUCUAUUUGUUCUUCAGAGAGAACGCCAUUGAUGGAGAGCAAAUCAGCAAAGCCACACACGCCAGAAUCGGACAGCUGUGCAAGAAUGAUUUUGGAGGCCACAGGAGUUUGGUGAACAAAUGGACCACCUUCCUGAAGGCCCGUUUAAUCUGCUCCGUUCCUGGCCUGAACGGCAUCGACACACACUUUGAUGAACUACAGGAUGUUUUUCUCAUGAGCUCCAAGGAUCCCAAAAACCCUAUUAUCUAUGCUGUAUUUACAACAUCCAGUAAUAUCUUUAAGGGCUCAGCGGUGUGUAUGUACAGUAUGGCGGAUAUCAGGAGGGUGUUUCUGGGCCCCUAUGCCCACCGAGAUGGACCCAACUACCAAUGGGUACCGUUUUUGGGUAGAGUGCCAUAUCCAAGACCUGGCACAUGCCCCAGCAAAACGUUUGAUGGUUUUGAAUCAACAAAGGACUUUCCUGACGACGUUAUCACGUUUGCCAGAAGCCAUCCGGCCAUGUUCAACCCAGUGUUCCCCAUCAACAACCGUCCAAUCAUAAUCAAAACCGAUGUUGACUAUCAGUUCACACAGAUAGUGGUGGACAGGGUGGAGGCAGAGGAUGGACAGUAUGAUGUCAUGUUUAUUGGCACUGACAUGGGCACAGUUCUUAAGGUGGUUUCUAUCCCCAGAGGAACAUGGCAUGAUCUUGAAGAAGUCCUGUUGGAAGAGAUGACUGUGUUCAGAGAACCAACAGCUAUUACUGCAAUGGAACUCUCCACAAAGCAGCAACAGCUCUAUCUUGGAUCCACCAUUGGGGUUUCUCAGAUGCCGCUGCAUCGCUGUGACGUGUACGGGAAGGCCUGCGCUGAGUGCUGUCUGGCACGUGAUCCUUACUGCGCCUGGGACGGCUCACAAUGUUCCCGAUACUUUCCAACUGCUAAGAGGAGAACGAGGCGUCAGGAUAUAAGGAACGGAGACCCUCUGACUCAGUGUUCAGAUCUACAGCAUCACGAAGAGGCAGACGGAGAGAGGGGUUUGCUGGAUAAGACAGUGUACGGGGUUGAAAACAGCAGCUCUUUUCUGGAGUGCAGUCCUAAAUCCCAGCGUGCCCUUAUUUACUGGCAGUUUCAGAGACAUGGAGAGGACCGCAAACAAGAGAUAAAGUCAGAUGAGCGGGUGUUGGGCACAGAACAGGGUCUGUUGAUCCGAACUCUCCAUCAGAAGGACUCGGGUGUGUAUUACUGCCACGCUGUCGAACACGGCUUCAUCCAGACCCUCCUCCGCCUCACGCUCAACGUCAUUCCCACCGAACACCUGGAUGACCUCCUGCACCGAGACACGCCCGACAGCAACGACCCGGCCAACGGCAAGAUGUGGUACCGUGACUUCCUGUCCCUCAUCAACCCGCCGAGCCCGAACAGCGUCGACCAGCUCUGCGAGCAGGUUUGGAAAAGAGAACGGAAACAGCGCAGGCAGAAAGCCAAUCUGCUGAAUGCCAGCCAAUCACACGCCAGCCAGCUCAUCCACUCCAGCCAAUCACACACCAGUAAGUGGAAGCUGCUACAAGAAAACAAGAAAGGACGUAAUCGCAGGACCCACGAGAUGCAGCGGGCACCCCGCAGCGUGUGACGUGGGCUCUAAAUAAAAAAGGAUGAGGAAAUCCAACAGACUUCUGCUGAGACUGGAGACAGGAAGAGUGGGAUUCCACUUCCUGUAGUAUGUGUGUGAGAGAAUUAGAGCACAUCUUCAUUGACACGUAUUGAGGCUCAAACUCUGAGAGGACCUAACGGAACACAAGAUGCUAACAGAUACUGAAAUACCUGUAAAUAUGACAUAAAUACAAAAAUAUACUGUGAGACAGGUUUCAGUCUGUAUAAAAACCUUGUUUCAUUUUAUGAGGGACAAAACAUGGAUGCUGAAAGACCACUGUUUAACCUCCAUUUAGCUGAAGCACAAUCCCAGUGCAUUCUGGGUAAUGAACUUGUCAGUGAUAUUAUGUGUAUAGAGUGUGUUGACCUUAACAUAUACUGUAUAUCUUUGUAUUGGAACGGUAGGCCCUUCUGUUUAUGUAUGUAUCCAUUAAUUAGAUAUUGUUCUUUAGGAUUUAUUCUUCUUUUUCUUUCCCCCUCUUUCUAUCUUCCUCCUUGUGUUUUCUAUUUUCAUCUGCUGCAAAAGCAACGCCUCAGCAGAUCCAUUAAUGGAACUCUGUUGUUCCUCUGAAUAAGCUCUUCCUGACAAGAAAAAACAACUAAAAAUAUUUUCUGCUAUUUUUUUUAGAUUAAUAUUUAAUUUUGUACUGUGCCAGAGUAUAUCUAAAAUAUUACAUAAUAGAUUUAUUUUAUUAUUAGUUGUCUUCAUUGUAAACCACUGCACCAUGAGGGGAAACAAACCCUCUUCAUUAACUAACUUUUUCUCCUCAGUUAAGUUAUUUGUUGAUAUGAUUUUGCUCUAUGUUCACAUUCACGUUUAUAUAAAAGCAUUGUGGUCGAGUAUAUGAAAUACCGUGGCAUUUAUUGCCAUGUGUUCCUUUUUGUCAUGUUUGUCAGGCAGACUUGGGGAAAUACUACUAGCUUCCACUACAUGUACAAAAACAGAAUUUAUGAAAACCCAAUCCACAUUACCACUAUAGAGAGUACAUGACUGUUUUUCUGAAUAAUUCUGUUUAUGGCAUAACAUUAUUAUUUGUAACUGCUAAAAAGGAUUUUCAUUUUUGCUUUUUACAAGGCCAUUUUACGUUUUCUCCAUUUUAUGUGACAUUCAAGGCCAUAUUUGACGUCAACAUGGAAAUAUAGUAUAUCUGGAACACUUGUUGCUACUAUAACGUGACAUUUCUAAGUGAAACAGCAUUAAUCAUAAUUUUAUACAUUUUAAUCCCCUUAUGAAAAGUGAGCAUCCGAAUAAACAUUUUGUGUGCAUAUAUAUGUUGUAGUCCAUAAGUUAUUCAAAAGAAGAUGUAAGAAAAUAUAAUUAUCAAUCUCAUCAAAAUAUAAUAAAAUGUAGCUCUAUCUCUGAGACAACUUUCAAAGUCACAAAACUUUCAACCAAUGGGUGGCGCCAUUGUUACACUCCUCUUUAUAUAUUAGAAGCUCAGAGAUGUUUUAGAGAUUUUUACAUUUUAUUACAUUUUUAAGAGAGAUUAUGAAAACAGACUAUUUAUUUUCCCUGGAAUAACUUAUGGACUUAAUCAUGAACCAUGCAAUAAGACCAAAAACUUGUACUGAGAGAGUAAAUGGGGUUGUUGUUGUUUUUUUUUUGCUUUAAAUAUGAGAGGGCAAAGGAGGACAAAUUUACAACUGUUAUAUAAUAUCCCGACGGGACAGCUGUGUGACUAGAACUGCUGGGAUCAGAGACAGAACACAGCUGGGACCAGACGCAUAGACUCCUUGAGAAGUCCUACUUUCACCCCUUUCACAGAAUUAGUUUUAUCAAGUCAUUUUUGUCCCCUCUUGUUGAGGCCACACACACGCUCACACCUACAGCACACAUAUAUCUGAAUGUAGCUGUGAACAUAUAGACUAUUUAUGGAAAAAAUGGUCCAAAAUAUAUGCCACUGUGUACAAACUGCAUGUGAAUUUACAGCACCACUCAUUUCUAUACUCGUUUACAGUAGCUGCUCUUGUUAAUGAGUGAUUUGUCUGGCGUUGGAUUCCAGGUGGUGCUUAAAAAUAUUCUGCUAAUAAUGACAGAUGGUGUUAUCGACGGGCAUAAUUUCUGCCUGAUGAAUUCUCUACCUUUGUAGCUAAAUGUAUAACCAACAGGAAUUUCAGAUGCAAAACUUAACAGUAUGAACUCGGUUGGCUGGCUCUGUUUGAAUGGACAUUGGGCAGAAAAGGACACCUGCCUUGCUUAGACUUUUCACAGGGACUCUCCUGAACUGGAAACGAGGGACAAAGACAUGAAAAUGCUGCUGUAAAUUAUUCAUUUCUGGCAUGCAUUCUGCUGUUCAAAUAAAUGUCUCUU